AUGGCGAAUAUCAGCAGUAAAUUGAUUCAUCCCGAGCACGACCUCAAACCCAUGAAGCCACGAGACCCUUUCUAUUGCGUCGCGUGCAAGGAGAUCGGGUUCGGCCCCGGCUACGGGUGUCCUCAAUGCGUCGUCCGCAUCCACAAAGAAUGCGCGCGCCCCUCUCCGACUAUGUCCCGCAUGAUUCAAAUGAAACAUCACUCCUUGAAAUUUUACCCUGACAUGAAGGGUGAGAAUCGGAAAGCCGGAGUCUGCUCGGCAUGCUCCAGACUUGUCCAAGGUUGCGGGUACGGCUCUAGCUGGGGGGACGAUUUCCACCCGGCAUGCCUCGCGCUCCCGGAGUCGAUCAUGGUAAAUGGCGCAGAAGCUAGACUGUCGUAUGAAAUGAAGUCGAACUGCAGAUGGUGCCACAAGAUAGAGUUUUACGUCGGCAAAGACAAGCUCCCGAGCUGGUCGUACACCGGGCGAAAGGGCAGGUACCAUGUGGGCUGCGUGCAGGACAUGGUGAUCGAGAGCUUCAGGAACGGCGAGUUUGCUCCUGCGAAGGAAGGCGACAGCGCGGGUCGAAUGCAAAUUAAAGUGGACCUCUCUAGGGGUAUAUCAGGAUUCUUCGGCAUCGGAUUAGGGCAAUUGGCUCUUAGAGGACUAAUUGCCUCGAUCACCAGUGACCCGUCUGCGCUAGCUGGUUAG
Messenger RNA from Rhodamnia argentea, 690 nucleotides. RefSeq lists its product as uncharacterized. The record is from RefSeq and is a predicted model, not a curated record. NCBI's taxonomy places the organism in Eukaryota, Viridiplantae, Streptophyta, Magnoliopsida, Myrtales, Myrtaceae. The transcript has a single exon. The coding region runs from base 1 to 690 and encodes 229 amino acids.